ACCGUCCGAAGGGACGCGCGCGAGAGCCGGCGAUGGGCCCCGCGGCGGGGCUGGCGGCGCUGCUGGCGGUGCUGGCGCUCGGGGCAGGCGACCCGGCAGGGGCCGCGGCGCGGGGGGACACGUUCUCGGCGCUGACCAGCGUGGCGCGCGCCCUGGCGCCCGAGCGCCGGCUGCUGGGGCUGCUGCGGCGCUACCUGCGCGGGGAGGAGGCGCGGCUGCGCGACCUGACCAGAUUCUAUGACAAGGUGCUUUCUUUGCACGAGGAUUCGGCAACCCCUGUGUCUAACCCUCUGCUUGCAUUUACUCUCAUCAAACGGCUACAGUCUGACUGGAGGAAUGUAGUACAUAGUCUGGAGGCCAGUGAGAACAUCCGAGCUCUGAAGGAUGGUUAUGAGAAGGUGGAGCAGGACCUGCCAGCCUUUGAGGACGUUGAGGGAGCAGCAAGGGCCCUGAUGCGGCUGCAGGAUGUGUACAUGCUCAACGUGAAGGGCCUGGCCCGGGGCGUCUUCCAGAGAGUCGUUGGCUCCGCCGUCACUGACCUGUACAGCCCCAGACGGCUCUUCUCCCUCACAGCAGAUGACUGCUUCCAAGUUGGCAAGGUGGCCUAUGACAUGGGGGAUUACUACCAUGCCAUUCCAUGGCUGGAGGAGGCUGUCAGUCUCUUCCGAGGAUCUUAUGGAGAAUGGAAGACAGAGGAUGAGGCAAGUCUAGAGGAUGCCUUGGAUCACUUGGCCUUUGCCUACUUCCAGGCCGGCAAUGUUUCGUGCGCCCUCAGCCUCUCCCGAGAGUUUCUCCUCUACAGCCCAGAUAAUAAGAGGAUGGCCAGGAAUGUGUUGAAAUAUGAAAAGCUUUUGGCAGAGAGCCCCAACCAGGUGGUAGCUGAGGCUGUCAUCCAGAGGCCCAAUGUACCCCACCUGCAGACCAGAGACACCUACGAGGGGUUAUGUCAGACCCUGGGAUCCCAGCCUACUCACUACCAGAUCCCUAGCCUCUACUGUUCGUAUGAGACAAAUUCGAGCCCCUACCUGCUGCUCCAGCCUGUCCGGAAGGAGGUCAUCCACCUGGAGCCCUAUGUUGUUCUCUACCAUGACUUUGUCAGUGACGUGGAGGCUCAGAAAAUUAGAGGGCUUGCAGAACCGUGGCUACAGAGGUCUGUGGUGGCAUCCGGGGAGAAGCAGUUGCCAGUGGAGUACCGAAUCAGCAAAAGUGCCUGGCUGAAGGACACCGUCGACCCCCUGCUGGUGACCCUUGACCAUCGCAUUGGUGCCCUCACAGGCCUUGAUGUCCAGCCUCCCUACGCAGAGUAUCUCCAGGUGGUGAAUUAUGGAAUUGGCGGUCACUAUGAGCCUCACUUUGACCAUGCUACGUCACCAACUAGCCCACUGUACAGAAUGAAGUCUGGGAACCGAGUUGCAACGUUUAUGAUCUAUCUGAGCUCCGUGGAAGCUGGAGGAGCCACUGCCUUCAUCUAUGCCAACUUUAGCGUGCCCGUGGUCAAGAAUGCAGCACUGUUUUGGUGGAAUCUGCACAGGAGUGGUGAAGGGGAUGGUGACACACUUCAUGCGGGCUGUCCUGUCCUGGUGGGAGAUAAGUGGGUGGCCAACAAGUGGAUACAUGAGUAUGGACAGGAGUUCCGCAGACCCUGCAGCUCAAGCCCUAAAGACUAAAACGUUGGCAGAGAGAAGCUGGUCGAGUCCUGUGACUUUCCGGAGAAGCCAGAAGCCAAAGGCCAGGCUAGGAGAGGAGAAAGGAGAGCUACCUUCUGGAAGAGGGCCUUGUCAGCAUUGCUUGUUCCUUGCAAAAGGAAGUGGUCUGUACUAGGGAACACCUGAGAAUUCUUCUCAAACCAUCAGAGUAGAAUGGAUGGGCAAUACAAAGAAGGGGACCAGAGGGCCAGAGGGAGAAGUUUCUGGGGCUCACUCUAUGAUUUAAACAGGAUAUAUCAGUAGUCCCUGGGGUUUGGUCAGUGGGGUUUUUGCCACUCUGAGCCUUGACCACAGGGGCCCAGAAGUGGCAAUGAGGACACCUACAGGAGGGGGCUAGCCUAACUCCCGUGGCUUUUUGCCCUUCUCCCCACUGACUUCUGAAGACUGAGCAGGGACUGUCUCCUUAACAGGAGUGUACCUCAUAGGAUUGUUUUUUCAAGCAGAAUGAAACUUUCUUCUUUUUUUAAUAUGAUGAUUUUUUAAUACAGCCAUUAAAAAUGUUUACAAAUCAU
Messenger RNA from Odobenus rosmarus divergens (Pacific walrus), 2218 nucleotides. It is a transcript of the gene P4HA3, whose product is annotated as prolyl 4-hydroxylase, alpha polypeptide III. Bases 33 to 1667 code for a protein of 544 amino acids. Gene Ontology annotation, biological process: peptidyl-proline hydroxylation to 4-hydroxy-L-proline. The transcript has 13 exons. The record is from RefSeq and is a predicted model, not a curated record. NCBI's taxonomy places the organism in Eukaryota, Metazoa, Chordata, Mammalia, Carnivora, Odobenidae. Gene Ontology annotation, molecular function: L-ascorbic acid binding; protein binding; procollagen-proline 4-dioxygenase activity. Gene Ontology annotation, cellular component: endoplasmic reticulum.